This is a messenger RNA of Perca fluviatilis (European perch), 2114 nucleotides long. RefSeq names its product solute carrier family 2 member 9, like 1 (gene slc2a9l1). Gene Ontology annotation, molecular function: hexose transmembrane transporter activity. The record is from RefSeq and is a predicted model, not a curated record. The coding region runs from base 1 to 1503 and encodes 500 amino acids. Gene Ontology annotation, biological process: monosaccharide transmembrane transport. The transcript has 12 exons. Gene Ontology annotation, cellular component: membrane. Lineage: Eukaryota; Metazoa; Chordata; Actinopteri; Perciformes; Percidae.
AUGUACUUCAAGGUCCCUGCCAGUGAAGACAGAAUGGAAACUUUGCUACAACAGCUGACCCGUGGUAAUGCUCUGUUCCUCAUCAUUAUUUUGGGAAUUGGAGGAACCUUUCAAACUGGCUACCACAGUACUGGAUUGAGUUCUCCCUCACCGUACAUCCGGCGCUUCAUCAACAGCAGCUGGUACGACAGAUAUGAAGAGACCCCAUCUCCUCAGACGAUCACGAUGAUCUGGUCCCUUAUUGUUUCCAUGUAUGCUGCCGGGGGACUCUUUGGUGCAGUCAGUGUCAAAUUGGUCUCUGGCAUGCUGGGAAGAAAAAAGGUGAUGAUCUGCAACAGCUUUAUUGCCAUUGUUGCAGCAGGGAUCAUGCUGACAAGUAAAGGUGCCAAAUCAUAUGAAAUGAUUAUCGUGGCAAGGAUCCUGUAUGGCUACUCGGCAGGUUUGGGAGGCAGCAUCCAUUUGAUGUACCUGGGAGAGAUUUCACCCAGAAAGAUAAGAGGGACUGUGACUCUGACCUCAGCAACCUUUGUGUCACUUGGUAAACUGUUUGGACAGAUUUUUGGACUGAGUGAGAUACUUGGUCACGAAGAGCUGUGGAACAUCGUACUCUGUGUCCCUGCAUUUUUUUCAGUGGUUCAGAUUAUAGUGUUGCCUUUUCUCCCUGAGGCUCCCAGAUACUUAUUCUUAGAGAAAGGUGAUGAUAAGGCUUGCAAAAAAGCUCUCCAGAGUCUUUGGGGCCAAGGUGACUACAAACAGGAAAUGGAUGAGAUGUUGGCUGAGCAGGCGGCCAUUGAGGCAGCCCCAUCAAAAAGCCCUCUGCAGCUGCUGAGGGACAGGACUGUCCGAUGGCAGCUUCUCACCAUGUCCAUCAUCUACUGCUGCAACCAGCUGUCGGGCAUAACUGCGAUCAGUACCUUCUCUUUUGACAUCUUCCUGGCGGCAGGUGUACCGAGAGACAAGAUUCGCUAUGUUACUCUUGGUCUUGGAAUAUCUGAAAUGAUCACCUACAUCUCCUGUGGGCUGCUGAUUGAGCACACAGGGAGGAGGCCAUUGAUCUGGGGGGGUUAUGGUUUCAUGUCUGCUUGCUGGGUGUUGGUCACUAUCACGCUCAACCUGAAGGAUUCCAGCUACUGGGUUCCGUACAUUUCGGCUAGUUUGAUCAUCCUCUCCACCAUCUUCUUUAGCGGAGGACCUGGGGGAGCCACACAUACUGUCUACAGUGAGAUCUUCAACCAGUCCAAUCGACUGGCAGCGUUUGUCCUCAUUGGGACCCAGCGCUGGUUGUUUUCCGCUGUGAUGGGCCUGGUCUUUCCAUUUCUUAUUAAUGCCUCAUACUGCUUUGUGCUGUUCGCCUGUAUGUGCCUGCUGGCUAGUCUUUACACCUUCUUCAUCCUGCCUGAGACUAAAGGGAAAACCCUGCUGGAGAUCUCAGAGGAGUUUAAAGCCAUCACUGUCUGUGGGAAAUCCUUCUUAGAGGAAAAGAGAGUGGAGACCAAGUUAUGAUGCAGUCCAGAUACAGUAGACUGUUGUUUCAAACAGACAGAGGAAUAAUGAAUGACUCUGUGUGACCUUAAAGGUCCAGUGUGUAACGUGUUUAGAUGUUCAUUAUCAAAAUCGGUGUUGCCCGUUCACAAACUUGUCCUUUUUCAUGAAUAUUUACCGCCACCAUAAAUUCCAAGUAUUCCUAUUGGCUUGAAAUUUUACAUUUGCGUUUGCAUGAACUAGGGUAGACGCUCCAUAUUCAUGCACCAUCUUGAAAUCACUGUCUGUGGCUCAUCAUACAAUUGUAACAGUACUGAUGAAAAAGUAAAUCUUUUUGAUUAUUUCUACUUUUCCCACGCACCUCAAGCUGAGUUAAAGCAGGCCAGGAAAUUAAUCUCUACACAACCACAACCAAUCACAAUCAUAAAUUAACUAUUAAAGUGUUUUUACUCAAUCUUAUUGAUAUUUCUGUAAUUCUUAUUUAAACUUGCAAAAAGAGAGAACCCUCUAGAUCACUGCAACUGUGCUGUCACAUAGGGCACCCACACCUGAUAAAACUGCACCUGCAGCUGCAAUAUGUUUGUCAGCAGUUUCCUUCCUUCCUGCUCUCCAGCAAUAAAUCAUUCACUGUU